Histoplasma mississippiense is the source of this 2805-nucleotide messenger RNA. RefSeq lists its product with no specific name. The record is from RefSeq and is a predicted model, not a curated record. The transcript has 2 exons. The coding region runs from base 1 to 2805 and encodes 934 amino acids. Lineage: Eukaryota; Fungi; Ascomycota; Eurotiomycetes; Onygenales; Ajellomycetaceae.
AUGGCGGGAAAGAAGGAAAUAGAGAACGGCCAUAACAGCAGCAUCGGGCAGAACACUAAAAUCAAACAAGCCUCAGUAUCUUCAGGAAACCCAAUCCAAGGGCAUGCUAAUCCCCCAAGGCCAAUUGAGGAUACACCUGUGAAGAACAGGAAUACCAAGCAGGAAGCCAACUCAGGAAAAGAGAAUCGGAAUAUUCAUACGUCAAUAACAAGCGAACAGGGCUCUGCUGCGACAUGGGACAACUGUCACCGUUCCAGUCCAGCUGCAAAUAGUAAUGUCGACAAAGUGAAGGGCAAAGCUAGAGAGCAAGAUCAAAGGUCCGUAAGUGAAAUAGCAAGUAUGUUCUCAAAGACUUGCCAAAGAGCCGCAACUGGCAACAGUACACCAAUAAGCAGCAGACAGCCGUCCCCCAGCAAGUCGACUACAAGACGAACUACUCAAUCUGCUUCAAGUUCCAAAUCAAGUGGUGGAAAUCUGAAUGACGGCAGGGCCCACGCUAGCAUUGCAUCCGAAGGGCCAACGAAGAAAAAAAAGACUCGUGGAGGCAGAAGGAAGAAGUUAUCUGCUACGGAUCCAGGGGAUGAAGGAGGUUGUGGCAGCUCGGAGUCAGACACAUCGCGCCCGACAAAGUCGUCGGCCCUACCUGAAGCAGGAUCCGGGAGAAAGCUAACGGCGGUGGCGGAGAUAUUAACUAAUGUGAAGCCUGCGCCUGUAGUAAGAAUAGCAGGGAUAGGUGCAACAGAGCAAUCGAGAAAUGGUGAUGGGGGAAGCAGUCUUGUUCCAUCAUCAGCCAAUGGAGAUGAGGUUAAUCCCAUUAAGAUCGAAAAUGCAAGCGAUACUAAGGUCAUGACACCCAAUGAGGGGCAGCUUGCGAGUCGUGGCCAAAUCCCAGGAAAUAGUAGUUGCGAAGAAGCAUUCACCGGCCUGGGCAGUGGCCAAGGACCUAGUUUCACAAAGGCUGUUAACAAAAGAAACCGGCCGCGGCCUAGUAAGGCAGAGAAGCUUGUACAAAGGCAAUCUGAGGCCAAGGCUGAUUCUGCAAACUUCCAGAACAACUCCCAGGAUAUAUAUCAAAGGACUGGGUCAGAGAGUGAUCUAAAUGAACAUUCAAUGAUAAGUAUCGCGGAUAUACCUUCUGACGACGAACUUGGAGCUGAGAAAAUAGAGGAGAUCUUCGGAAGAAACGAUGUGCCCGAUUCAACCAAGCUGGAACGUAUUAAGCUCAUCAUGAUCAAGCAAAACCAAAUCAUUGCCCGAAAGACCCAAUUGGUGAACAAUUGCCUCAAGGAAAACGAGACGCUACAAGAAAGAGUUGAGGAAUUUGACUCCAGCAUCCUGACCCAGGAAGAUGACAAAAAUGAGCAACAGGGACAAAUCGACAAGUUGAAGACGAUGGUGGACGAAUUCCGGCGACAGAUGCAAAGUCAAGAGUCAUUCAUCAAAAUUGCGGAGCAGGACAGAUCUCGACUCGAAGAAGAGCUCAGAUCCAGCGCAACGUCACUCAAGAGCGCAGAAAGAGAUAGGAAGGCGCUCAAAGAAUCAGUUUCCAAGAUGACGGAAGAUAUGGCCAAAAUGCAAAACGAUAUUGUACAGCUAACAGGAGAGAAAAACGGGUUUCUCGUGACUAUUAGCAAAUAUGAGUCAGAACUUCAUAUGUUGCUGUGCCAGUUGCACAACGGCCCUACGCAGACGGAAAAUGUUCGUUUAGCGGCCGAACUUCUGGGGAAAAAUGCAGAGCUUGCUGUUACCAAUCAAAACUUCAAGGAUUUGCAAAGAGAAUUUACAGCCUUGAGAAAACGCCACAAGAAGGAGCAAGGCAGGCGCAUGCCAUCAGCACUGAAUACGGAGCUAAGGUUUCUGAGGGACGGAAAAGAAGAGGAGUGGGAGCCUUUGAUAGAUCAGAGUGGCGUGGAGAGAAAUCCUUUUGCCCUGCUGUCAUCUCCAGUCACGCCAACUCUUUUCCAAUUUGGCGAACCAAUAUCCUUUGGGGCUGGUGGAGAGAAGGAAGUUACGUAUAAAAUCCCAAAAACGUUUCUGCGCCAAACGGGCGAGGAAACAAAGGACUCAGACUCUCUCGUGUGUCCGAAUGGUUGUCCUCAGACAGAGACCUCACAGAGGGUAUUGCGCUUGAUGGAAAAUGAAGAGCUAGAAGUGUUGGAAGCUUCGACGCAGACACAGAAAUAUGUUGAACUUGGCAAGGACAACUCGGCUCAGACAAACGUGGUGGAGAUGCUGGAGGCUUUCACACAGACAAUUGCAGGUGAUGGUACGCAGGAAUCGGAGGUGAUCGAAGCUUCCACGCAGACAAUGUGCGAACUUGGGGUCUCCAGAGGCAGCCAAACAACCCAGUUGGGCUUUUCAGCAGGUUCAUCGCAGACAGAGACAGAUGUGAGAGUUCAUACGGUGAAGAUGUUGGAAGCUUCUUCACAGACGACGGUGGGGAUUGAUUUCUCAACCUCGACCCAGACGGACACAGUUGCUCUGUUAGAAGCUUCGACACAGACUGACAGAAAUUAUGGCGCUUGGGAGAUGACCGAUGUUUUGGUACAGACAGAGCCAGUCACCGCCCUCCAAGGAAGCGGUUUGGCGCGGGGGAUUAGACUUGCGCUCAUCAUGUUUGCAUGGGCGACGAUCAUGCUAUGGGGACACAAGGAGGACCAGCGAUUGUGGCUUGAUGCCAAUGGGGUGUCCCGUGCUUCCCUCGUAGCCAUUCGAGAUAGGUCGCUGGGCCCAUUUCUAUGGCUUGAGCAGUUAAAAUUUGAGCUCAUUCUCUGGUUGCAGGUAGACCGGGUACUUCCUGGAUGA